Plutella xylostella (diamondback moth) is the source of this 885-nucleotide messenger RNA. The record is from RefSeq and is a predicted model, not a curated record. NCBI's taxonomy places the organism in Eukaryota, Metazoa, Arthropoda, Insecta, Lepidoptera, Plutellidae.
AAAAUAGAAAGUAAGAGUAAGCACAAUAGGCGACCUUAUCUCUUCAAGCGAUCUCUUCCAGGUAACCUACUGCUGUGAUAAGUUUGUAAGUAAUUUAUUAUUGAGAUUUUAUUUUAUUUAGGUUAAUUUUUAUUUACAUCCUGUACCAAAUGCUAAUGAUUUAUUAGUUUAUACCUAUUAUUAUACUAAAAUUUGAUUGUACCUAGUACCUACGUGUGUGUACAUAAUGUAUGACAGAAGGGCACGUGUAUUUCAUUUGGGGGUAUAUAAAAGAAGUAUUCAUAUAAAUAUUUUACUAUACUUACAGCUUCAAUCUUGUUAGGAAAUAUAGUGCUUGGAGUACUUACUUACUUUAUUAAUAAUUCUUAAAUAAAAACAGUGAAAAUGAAGUUACUCCGUACAUCUUUCGCUUUGGUUCUGAUUGGCUGCCUUUUACUUGAAGUUCAGGGUAGACCCACUCUACCAGGACUAGGAGGAUCAGCAGGAGUAGGAGCAGGAGCAAAUGUAGCGCUACAACUAGGAGCAGAGGCAGCAAAUCAGGCAAUAGAAACAACAAAAACCGGAGCAGAAACAGGAGUAAAAACAGGAGCAGAAAUAAAAGCAAAUGUAGGAGCAAAUUUAGGAGCAGUAGUACAAAAAGGAACAGGAGCAGGAGAAACAGGCACCAACACCGUACCUAAUGUCAUGAAUGAAGAUCAUUGUUCAGCAUGUGGAAACUAGAUUUGUAUAACUAUAGAGCGGUGCAAUGAAGAGGCAAAGUUGUUAAUGUGAGAACAAAUCUCUACUAUCGAUUGCCAUCUCAACGCCAUCUAUGAUUUAUUAUGUAAAAGUAAUUACUUUUAAAUACCUAAGUAAAAAAUAAAUGUUUAGCAUCUUGAAUACUUA